AUGUCUUUUAAGAUAAGCUUGAUCAUUGAACUGUUGACACCACUCUUGGUUACGAUCAUGUUUAUAGGUCUAGCCAUAUUGGGUCGAAAUGCGAGAGCAUCAGCGAAUCUGACGACGAAAUUGCCCACACUUGGGGUGAAAAUCAAUCAACAACUCUCGUUAUUUAACCAAUUCUCCUCUGUAAUCAUCAAUAUUAUCUGUCUGAUCGCCACUCUAAACAAUCGUGUCUACCAUAAACCGGUCAAAUAUCUAAUUGUCACCUCGUGUCUGGGGCGGCUUUUCUUUAUAUUUUACUAUUUUUGGCAAGCAUUGUGCUAUGUCGUUUUGGACUCGAUCAUCCCCGAUCCCUUGUAUCAAGUGUUUCUAUUCUUCGUUCCCAUUGUUUUAUCUGCUCGUCACGUGUCAAAUUUUGCACUUCUCGUUGACAUCAGCACUGUUUGGGUGGCGAUGUCGAUGUCGAUUGAUAUGAUCAUGUUUUAUAAAUUGGCGAUUCUGGCCAAAAAAAAGUCAAAAGCCUUCUCAGUUGCUGAGAAAGUUCUCAUUUUUCAAAUGCUUGGGACAAAUCUGAGCGCUGGUUAUCCGUAUUUUAUCGAGUCAUACGUCCUCUAUUUCCUUCAAUUCAUUGACCCAUGGACACAAACGAUUUUCUCGUAUUUCUCGAAGAUGAUUCUAUAUGGAGGAGGACAAAGCUGGGAUGGUGCAAUCACCAUCUACACGCUGAAAAGAGCCGAGAGAAAAACACAAAAAGUGACCCAAUCGGUGCAACAGGUGAUGCCAAGUGGAUCCUCUUGGACAAGUACGACGAAA
Messenger RNA from Mesorhabditis belari, 807 nucleotides. NCBI's taxonomy places the organism in Eukaryota, Metazoa, Nematoda, Chromadorea, Rhabditida, Rhabditidae. The record is from the annotation of a GenBank genome assembly.